Messenger RNA from Candoia aspera, 3189 nucleotides. It is a transcript of the gene CDC42EP3, whose product is annotated as CDC42 effector protein 3. Bases 1216 to 1986 code for a protein of 256 amino acids. Gene Ontology annotation, cellular component: membrane; cytoplasm. The transcript has 2 exons. Lineage: Eukaryota; Metazoa; Chordata; Lepidosauria; Squamata; Candoiidae. Gene Ontology annotation, biological process: regulation of cell shape; positive regulation of actin filament polymerization; positive regulation of pseudopodium assembly. The record is from RefSeq and is a predicted model, not a curated record. Gene Ontology annotation, molecular function: small GTPase binding.
CCUUGACUGCUGCCACCUGAGCCGAGCUGCCUCUAAGGGCGGCCGGGAUCCCGUUGUGCCUUCUCUCGGUCCCUUCAGCAUCUUUCAGCGGCGCUGCUCCUGCUGACGAGGCAGGCGAGAAGAGCCAACCGCCUUCGCAAGCCUGCCGCCGCCGCCGCCGCCGCCUUGUCUCCCGUUCCCUUUUCUGGCCAGGCUGGCGUCGAGAGCGAACAGUUUCUCCGUCAGGGGGCGACGCACCCACUAGAGAGCGAAAGGAGGAGAGGAGGAGAAAGAGGAGGAGGAAGAGGGACCGAAGGCGGGCGCUCCUGGGUGACAAGCGGUCACAGGUGCUGCGGCCGCCUCUGAAUCACAGGAGAGGCGCCUUCGCGCCCCAACCAGCUGCCGCCGCCGCCGUCUCUGCCUCCCUCCGGGUGGCGGCUGCUGCUGCUGCUGCUGCCGCCGCUGCUGCUGUUGCCGCUGCCGCCGCCUCAGCCGACAGCUCUCGGAGGCGGCGCGCGCAGAAGUGUAGCGCGAGCCUAGCCGCUGCGCGCGCGCGCGCGCUCGAGAGAGAGACAGAGAGAGAGGGCGACCGAGCGAAAGCCUUGCGCCGCGGCGGAGCCUGUAAGUUGCUUGGUACUCCCGCCGCUGCCGCUGCUGGAACUGCUGCUUUUGCUGGACCAGCAGCGGCUUCGCUGCAACUGGCUCUUUUUGCAAGGCGUGGCUGUCCCUUGGAUGUAUUUUUUUUUCGCCGCUUUGCUGUUGCCGCACGGCUGUCGCUCAACCGGCAGAGAGAGGACGGGUGGGAGAGGACGGGAGCCCACUGCAAACGGGUUCAAAGCCAUGGCAAGACACUGAAUGACUGGCCGGGAGGGACGAGGACCAGACGGGCUCUCUCUCCCGCCCCUCACCCCCAUCCGGCCUGAGUUCUGAGAGAAAACAACGGAGCAUUCCAGCAGCCUCAGCCACCUUGAAGAAACAUACAUAAAAGCAACCCAGCUUCCAAAAUUUUGUCUGUGAGACAAAAUCAGUGGUGGUUUUAUGAAUGUUUUUAUGAAUGAUGCUGCAGUCAAAAAUGUGACAUAGCUUCAUGCUGUACACAAAAGGGUUGGCUGGAGACAAAAGGGUUGCUGGAGGAAAAUAAUUUGGACAUCUAGAGUACUUUGAAUCUUUCCUCCCCCCCACUUUUUUUUUUUUUUAACAAAGACAAAGUCUUCUCUUCCCAUAUAUUGCCCAAAGAUGCCAGCCAAGACACCCAUCUACUUGAAAGCUGACAACAACAAGAAAGGAAAGAAAUUCAAGCUGAGGGACAUUUUGUCUCCUGAUAUGAUCAGCCCACCUUUGGGUGACUUCCGUCACACAAUUCACAUUGGGAAAGAAGGACAACAUGAUGUGUUUGGAGACAUUUCUUUUUUGAAAGGAAAUUAUGAGCUUCUACCUGGGAACGAGGGAGAAACAGCAGCCAGCCAAUAUGAAGGACGCAAUGAGUUCCUAAGGGCAAAUAGCACUUCUGACUCAGUGUUUAUUGAAACCCCUUCUCCCGUCCUUAAAAAUGCCAUAUCGCUUCCUGCCAUCGGUGGUUCUCAAGCCCUUAUGUUGCCCUUGUUGUCACCGGUGACAUUUAAUUCAAAGCGGGACUCGUUGGGGCCACUGAGGAAUCCCAGGCAUAGUUGUGAGCCUGUAAUGGAAGAAAAGUUGCAGGAGAAGAGCAAACACUUGGAGAAUGGGAAAAUAUACAAAGAUGACAUCACAUGGAAGCAGAAAGCCCCAGCAUCAUAUUAUACUAAUGGAACAGAUAGCCAUUCAUCCAGUCAUUCAGAACAAUAUGCCAAAUGGCAAACAGAGGAGUUCCUUGACAGCCCCCAUCUUUCAUGUGAUCAAACCAAGAUGCAGCCUAAAUCAGACGACCCUUUUUCAGACCUGGCAGAACCGCUCCUUUCUUUGCAGCUUGACCUUGGGCCCUCACUUUUGGAUGAAGUACUCAGUGUAAUGGACAAAAACAAAUCAUAGAACUUGCUGCUUUCUGCCAUCUCAGUUUUAUUCAUAUAAGUACAUUUGAAAUGUGUAGACACCAUCCAUCCAAAGUUAAGCAAGUAAAGUUGCAAUCAAUGCACACUGUUUUGGCAAUAGUCUUACAGAGGUCUUUGCUCAUUAAUGAAAGGGUGUCAAACCUCUGCUGAUUUCACUGAGAAAAUGAAGCGAAUAUUUAAACCUCACCUAUUGAGAAUGCAUGGAAAAGAAAUAUGCUUAACCCUGGAUGGAUUGUGCCUUUUGUGUGUAUAUAAACAUUGGUUCUUUUUGCAAUUGACAUGUUUUCUAAAAACAAAUGACUUUAAACUAUUUUUUUACAUAUUUUUUAGCAUGGCAAAUGUCUUCAAAUGAGUACAUAUUUUAAUGACACAAUUUUCAGCUGUAUUAAAAUAUUUCUGUAAAACAAGAGAUAUCAAUGUAAUAUUUGAACUGACUCUGCAAAUCAGAAAGUGUUUGAUUCUGAAAGAUCCCAGGUAUGCGAUGCAGAAGAUUUAUGAAGUAAAGUAAUAAUAAUUAGUUCAAAAUUAUUUGUAUCUCCCCAGAAUGAUGAUACCCUUUUUACUAGUACUACUAUUACUGUUGUUGUUGUUAUUAGCAAUGUUUUUCAUUCUGGCUGCACUGUUAUUGUUUAGUGUUAAUGCAUAGUUCUAAGCUGAAAUGGGAAUGGCUUUUUCUGUUCAACUGUUAAGAGAAUUAUGUGUAGCCAAUACACACUGGUGCCACCGCAGUUAAGGGCACUUCCUGUGCAAGCUCUUAUGCCAAUAUAUUUUCAGUUCUAGACAAUCUGAAAAAAUAAACUGAAGUAAAAGCUGCAUUAUUUUAUGAGCUGAAAUCUAUUUCUGUGCACAUUACACUUUUAACAACUUCUACAAACAGAAAUACUUGUGAUUGCACCAGAGAACUGUGUUUUUUUUUUUGAGAAUCUGAGUAUAAACUGUAUAUUUGUGCGCAUUUGCAUAAAAUCCAUAUUUUGAUCUUUUAACCUUGUUCUUUCAGUUAUUAAUAUUGACAAGUGUUUAAGAUUUUGUGAUGGAUUCUUUUACAUUUUAGAAGGUAGCACCGACUAGUUACAAGGCUCAGAAGAGGUUGUGCUAGAGCAACUGGUGUUCAGGGAAUAUUGUGAUGUCCCUGAAUUGCAUAGAUAUUUUGUGCAAUACAGCAAAGAAUAAAUGUGUAAAAUCA